Molecule: messenger RNA, 4422 nt
Organism: Manis javanica (Malayan pangolin)
Lineage: Eukaryota; Metazoa; Chordata; Mammalia; Pholidota; Manidae
Source: RefSeq, a predicted model, not a curated record
CCGCGCCCCAGACCCUGGCAGCCUGGCGAGGAGGCGGCGAUUGUGUCGGAGCCGGCCCCUGAGAGAGGCCUGGAAUCUUCUCCAGCUAGAGAACUGUACUUUGGUGGGAAGGAUACUGUCUCCUGAGGACCAUUGCUGUGUGGGCUGGCUUCUGUAGGUGGUGAAUGAGGUUUGUUCCUUUUUCGGUUCCUAUAGAUAAGAGUGUAUCAAUCAUACCCUAAUAAAAAAAAGAAAUCUAUAGGUAGCUGGUCACUUUGAUUUAAUUAAGAAAAAGGAUAAAAACUGUUCAUUGAGAUCUAAGGUCUCCCUGAGUUGGCUGUAGGGCUUACCAACACUGGAAGCCAGCAAGGAAGGAGGAUAAAAUUGCACCAGAUCAGUACAGUCCAUCUCUACUCUCUCAUGUCCUGUGUGGCUGUCUUCACAGAGAAGCAUAUUUGGAAGACCAAAGCCCAUUUCUUUUUUCUACCUCAGAUCCAUCUCCAGCAAUGGCUAUGGUGGCCUUGGAGUGGCAGAAGAGCAUCACUUUCAACAGGUCUGCACUCAGGAACCAUCAUCUUCCCUCAGCUUGAGUGCCUAUGCCCUUUGUAUCAUUAACAUAGCUCAUGCGUUUGGAAAAGGGACUGUGUGACUUGCUGAACUAACAAUUGGCUCUAAGUCUUGUUACAAAGUUUGUCUUUGGCCCAGUAAAAGAGUCUUAAGACACAUCGAAAAUCUAGGCCAAGACUGUAUAGGGCUAUCUAUAUAACUGGGCUUUUCAGCCAUGGCAAGGGGUAAGAAUGAGAGUAGAAAGAAGGCCAAAACUGAAAAAAGAGCUGGUGUAGAUGCUAAUGAAAGGAGGGAGGCUACCUGUAUAGUCACACCCAGAGCCAAAACUCAGGCAAAAGCAAUACCCAAGGCAGGGUCUCAGGCACAUGGAGUAGCAGAGAUGAAGGCAAUAUCUAAGAACAGGAUUGUCACUGAGAUGAAGGAAGGAGGCCUGGCAGAUUUCAGUCCCAAAGCUGAAAAUGAGGCCAGUAGAGUGUCUCAGUUGUGUUCUGUGGCUGAGGCUAGUGCUGAAUCCAGGUCAACAUGUAAAGAUAAGGCUGGUAUUGAUGCCUGGUUUUGGGCGGGGCAAGAAGCCAAUGUUGGUUCCUGGUUCUGGAGUGAAGAGGCUGGUAAUCAUUCCAGAGCUAAGGAUGAAGAUAAAGCUGAUACUGGUCCCCUGUCCUGUGCUGAGAAGUUGGAGCCUGUGGCCAGGGCCAGCUGCAAGGGUAGGCCAGGGGCUGAAGAGGAGGAGGAAGAGAACGUUAUUGGGAACUGGUUUUGGGAUGGAGAUGAAACUAGUUUUGACCUUAAUCCGAGACCUGUGAGCAGGAUAGUUAGGCCCCAGCCUGUGGAUGAAAUUAAUGAAAAAAAUAGGCCUAAGGACUGGUCUGAGGUAACCAUCUGGCCCAAAGCCCCUGCUGUAACUCCAGCAGUGUUAGGAUUUAGAUCCCAAGUCCCAUUUGAGACAAAGCCUCCUUCAUAUAUUGUCCUGGCCUCAGCUGAGGAAAAUACCCAUUCUUGGCCUGAGGCAACAGCGUGCCCUUCUCAGAGCACUCCCUUAUGCUCACAACCUGUCCCUGAGUACCCAUUUGGUUCUGACCCUUGCAUCCAGACCAUAGAGGAGAUUAGACGCCAAAUCCGGGUCAGGGAGGGGAGUGGAAUUAAACCAUUUGCUUGCCCUUGCAAAAUGGAAUGCUACAUGGGUUCUGAGGAAUUUGAAAAACUUGUUACUUUACUUAGGUCAACUACUGAUCCCCUCAUUCAUAAAAUAGCUCAAAUAGCAAUGGGCAUCAUUAAUGUUCAUCCAUUUGCCCAACAAUUCAUUAAUGAGGUGGGUGUAGUGACGCUUAUUGAAAGCUUGCUCAGUUUUCCUUCCUCUGAAAUAAGAAAAAAAGCCAUAAUUACUCUGAAUCCUCCUGGAGACGAGAGACAAUGUAAGAUUGAAUUACGUAUUAAACAUAUGUGUAAGGAAACCAUGUCCUUUCCCUUGAACUCACCCGGACAGCAAUCUGGAUUAAAGAUACUAGGACAAUUGACUACCAACUCUGACCAUCACCACAUUGUUGCCAAUUAUUUUUCAGAGCUUUUCUACCUACUAUCCCAGGCAAAUCAUAAAACCAGAAAUCUUGUUUUGAAAGUACUUUUGAAUAUGUCUGAAAAUCCAAUUGCAGCCAGAGACAUGAUCAAUACAAAGGCAUUAGCAACAUUAAAACUCAUAUUUAACCAGAAAGGGGCAAAAGCCAAUCUCAUUAGUGCCGUGGCCAUAUUUAUUAACAUAAAGGAGCAUAUCAGAAAGGGCUCAAUUGUAGUUAUCGAUCACUUGAGUUAUAAUACACUCAUGGCCAUUUUCCAUGAAGUUAAAGUGAUUAUUGAAACAAUGUAAAAUGAGCCAGAAACAACACUUUGAACUAUCUCCAAACUCCAAUAGGCUGUCUGUUCCCAAAAAGCCUAGCAUAAUGUUUUGGUUAUUACAGUGCACAUUAAAAUUACAUCUUAAACAUAUUACCCAUGAAGUCUCUAGGUUGGAGCUAUACCAUUUUGGGGAUAUCAAAUUAACAUUACAUUGUGAGCAGAAAACAUCUGUUGAUUUUUAUCUUGUGUAGAUGGGGAACUUUUUAACAUUUUACAUAAGCAGAUAGUGAACCAAUUCACCAUUAGCUAAUUUGUUCAUUAGUAUCUGCUUAGAUUCAUUUGUAGCUGCAAAUGGCAAAAAAAAUCCUUGAAUUUAUAAUCUAGUUAAAGAUAUGCUUAUACACACACAAAGAUAAUAAUACACACAUGCAUUCAUACACUUACUGCCAAAUAUGUAUUCUUAAUAAGUAGGAAAACGGGUGUUGCUGUAGGCUAUUUAAUGUAAGAGAAGAAUUACUGUUUUUCUCUUUAUUCUACCUGUAUUAGCUAACUCAUUUUACCACAAAUAGCCCUGAAUCUCAGAUUAAGAUGUAAUACUUGUUUUUCUGUUUUGCCACUACAUUUAUAACUCUUCUAUUGUUAGACUAUUUCAUUUAUGUCAAAGUCAUUUCACAGAAAAGAAAGGAAGUAGAGGAAUGGAGAAAACCUUUGCUGAGUACCUGCUUACGUCACAUACUGUGUUGGCACUAUAUUGUAGAGCUUUUUUUCCCUCUUCUCACAGUGGUCCUAUGAGCUAGCUACUGGUAUUUUUAUUAUAACUCAAUAUACUGCAUCACCUACAAUGAGAACUAGGGAGGUUACUUUUUCUUAGAUACCACAGCAGGCAAAUAGCAUAGCUGUUUGUCUGGUAACAUGUUUAUCAUACCAAAACCCACCCUCUACAGUACCUUAUACUCGUCUUUGACUUUUUAGGUGGUGGGUUUAGGGCUGAGAUUGGUUUAAUAAUUCAGUUUUGCUGUAAAUUCUGACCCUGCAGUCUUACAAUUCUAGUUUCCUCCAAAUGCACAUGUCCAUUAGUCAUUUGGUUAAACCUGGUUGGAGGUCAGGAGAAAAGUCUGGGUGAGUGUAUGGAUUUGAAGUGGCAGUGACUGAGAAACAGCAGGUGCCCAAAACUGUUCAAUGAAUAAGAUGUAGAUUUAUUUAGAGUCAUCCCCAAAUGUAAUUUGCCAUAUGUCCUUUUUUUUUUCCAUCAAAGAACUGGAAUGAUUCUGUGUGUUGUUUCAUACAUUACAUUUAAAAAAGAUAAUUGCUUUCUUACUCUUCACAAAGUCAUACCUUAAUUUUUUUAACAUUUAUAAAUUAUCCUCUUUACAUAUGAAAAAUCAAAAAGCUCCAUCUUUUACUAGUGGGUAAGCCUACUUUCUGCAUUUGUACCAGCUAAAACUACAGGAUAAAUCUAAUUGGAGAAAUUUAGAUCCAGAACUGCAGCUUCAUCAACACAGAACAGAAAAGCUAAGAGAGAAGCUGUUACCUCAAGCUACAUGGUAGUAAUAUCUAGAAGUCUGUAUGCUCCAGAAAGCAUUCCCAGGAGUUGUAGGCUGUGAAAAUAUCCUCUAACACUCAUGGUUGGAAUUAAAACUCCUGGUCUGAGCUCAUGAGAAUUUCUCUUUGUGAAAAUACUGAGUUACAUGCUUUAAGAUUUUUAAAGAGUUAAGAAACUAAAACAAGGUCGUAUGUAAUUGUUUAAUUGUAACUUGCUUUUAAUAUUAUUUGUAACUAUAUUGCAAACAUCUUUCCAUGUCAAUAAAUAAAUUUCUACAACAUACUUUUGAAUCACUUCAUGCUGAAUCACUUCAUGUUUUUCCUUUGUUAACAGUUGUUGCAUAGUAUGCUAGUCUUUCAUUGCAAAUCCUCUUAAUGAACAAUAUGCACAAAUUUAUUCUUUUGUAAAAACAGGACUAUAGUAUUCCACAACUUGCCUUUUCAUCUUUAUAAUUACCUGUCCAAUUUAGUAUUAUACAGCUCUGCUUCAUGAUUUUACUUAAU